Salvia miltiorrhiza (redroot sage) is the source of this 729-nucleotide messenger RNA. RefSeq lists its product as uncharacterized. The coding region runs from base 80 to 655 and encodes 191 amino acids. NCBI's taxonomy places the organism in Eukaryota, Viridiplantae, Streptophyta, Magnoliopsida, Lamiales, Lamiaceae. The transcript has 2 exons. The record is from RefSeq and is a predicted model, not a curated record. Gene Ontology annotation, molecular function: zinc ion binding.
GACUGAGGUAGUAGAGGGAAAGUUGCAUGUGGCUGUCGAAGCGGGUCGACAAUUGGCCGUUCGAGGGACGACGACGCACAUGUUUAGUAUUGAGGAUGAUCAUGCAUUCUACAUUGUCGAUCUCGAGAAUCGGACUUGUAGUUGUGCUCAGUUCGACCUGGAUGACAUUCCGUGUCGUCAUGCUUGUGCCGCUAUUAGGCGUGCAGGACUGCAAGUCACGGAUUUUGUUGGAGGAUAUUUCAAACAAUCCGUGCUGUUGGCCACAUUUAUGGAGCGUAUUGUUCCCGUUCCACAUCCUACGUAUUGGAAUGUGCCCGAUGAGAUAUCAGCCUAUGUUGUGAAACCCCCGGAUAUCACGGUCCAUGCGGGACGCCCGAAGUUGAGUAGGGCUCGUUCAGCAGUUGAGGGUCCUCCUAAUUCGGGUCCUCCUAAUUCGGGUACUCCUAAUUCUCGACCUCAAGUAUGCUCACGUUGCAAGGGUGGAGGUCACAAUGCCCGGAGAUGCAAAGCGCAAGUGGGACCAUUGGACUUGAACGUGCCGGUGGAAGGUGUCGAGCAACCACCCGAUGCACGAAGGCGGCGAAAGAAGAAAUGCGGCAUUUGUAGGAGUGGAACACACACUAGGAAUGCAUGUCCUCAAAAUGUUGGGUCGUGAGUGAUUUUGAAUCUUUGAUCUUCAAAAUAAUUGUUGGAAUGUUGUUGGAUGUUUACUUGUUGUUUGGGGUCUGA